AAUGAGCCACUGAAGAAGGAGCGUCCCAAGUGGAAGAGCGACUACCCCAUGACAGACGGGCAGCUGCGCAGCAAGCGGGAUGAGUUUUGGGACACGGCACCCGCCUUUGAGGGCCGCAAGGAGAUCUGGGAUGCCCUAAAGGCAGCUGCCUAUGCCGUGGAGGCCAACGACCACAGCCUGGCCCAGGCCAUCCUCGAUGGAGCCAGUAUCACCCUGCCCCAUGGGUCCCUGACAGAGUGCUACGAUGAGCUGGGCAACCGGUACCAGCUGCCCGUCUACUGCUUGGCACCUCCCGUCAACCUGAUUCUGGAGAGGAGCGAGGAGGAGGCAGCGGAACCGGCCGAACCUCUGCCAAAUGCCCGGCGGGAGUUCGCCCUCAAGGUGCGGCUCUCCACCGGCAAGGACCUGCGGCUCAGGGCCAGCAUGGGCGACACCAUUGGGCAGCUGAAGAAGCAGCUGCAGGCACAGGAGGGCAUCGACCUGGCCUGGCAGCGCUGGUUCUUCUCGGGCAAGCUGCUCACCGACCGCACACGGCUGCAGGAGACCAAGAUCCAGAAGGAUUUUGUCGUGCAAGUGAUUGUCAACCAGCCCCUGCCGCCAAGGAACUGAUUCCCCCCCACUGG
This is a messenger RNA of Charadrius vociferus (killdeer), 623 nucleotides long. RefSeq names its product ubiquitin domain containing 1 (gene UBTD1). The transcript has 2 exons. NCBI's taxonomy places the organism in Eukaryota, Metazoa, Chordata, Aves, Charadriiformes, Charadriidae. The record is from RefSeq and is a predicted model, not a curated record. Bases 49 to 609 code for a protein of 186 amino acids. Gene Ontology annotation, molecular function: protein binding.